ACAAAAAAAGAGAUCAGCCGGCUUGAUUGCAAGGCAUGCAAUCUGUGUCACAUACCAGCUAGCACAGCAACCACAACAGAUCCACUGUGAUCAGAAGUCUGUAAUUAGCAACACAUUGCCGUUAUAUUUAAUUUAAUGUUAGUUGUUACAGCCUGACUGCACUGUUUUCUAUAGAAACAUAGAUCUACCACACCGGAGUUACCAGGAUGGAGUGGCAGCCGGAUGAACAGGGUCUGCAGCAAGUGCUUCAGCUGCUCAAAGACUCCCAGUCUCCAGACACAGCAACCCAGAGAGCCGUGCAAGAAAAACUGGAGCAGCUUAAUCAGUUCCCAGAUUUUAACAACUAUCUCAUCUUUGUCCUCACAAGCCUCAAAUCAGAGGACGAGCCCACUCGCUCUCUGAGCGGUCUGAUCCUGAAGAACAAUGUUAAGGCUCACUACCAGAACUUCCCUCCCAAUGUGGCUGACUUCAUCAAAAGAGAAUGCCUGAACAACAUCGGAGACCCAUCACCGCUUAUCAGAGCUACGAUCGGUAUCCUGAUCACGACUAUAGCCUCUAAAGGAGAACUGCAGACGUGGCCAGAACUGCUGCCUCAGCUCUGCAAUCUGCUCAACUCAGAGGACUACAACACCUGCGAGGGUUCUUUUGGAGCUUUGCAGAAGAUCUGUGAGGAUUCAUCAGAGUUGUUGGACAGUGAUGCCCUUAACAGACCUCUCAACAUCAUGAUCCCCAAGUUCCUCCAGUUUUUUAAGCACUGCAGCCCCAAGAUCAGGUCCCAUGCUAUAGCGUGUGUGAACCAGUUCAUCAUUGGUCGAGCUCAGGCUUUAAUGGAUAACAUUGACACCUUCAUUGAGAGUCUAUUUGCACUGGCUGGUGAUGAGGACAGUGAAGUGCGAAAGAACGUGUGCAGGGCUCUGGUGAUGCUUCUGGAAGUCCGGAUUGACCGCCUCAUCCCCCACAUGCACAGCAUCAUACAGUACAUGCUGCAGCGUACUCAGGACCCAGAUGAGAACGUGGCUCUGGAGGCCUGUGAGUUCUGGUUGACUCUGGCUGAACAGCCAAUCUGCAAAGAGGCUCUGUCUGGUCACUUGGUUCAACUGAUUCCUAUCCUGGUGAAUGGGAUGAAAUACUCUGAGAUUGACAUUAUUCUCCUAAAGGGCGACGUGGAAGAGGAUGAGGCCGUUCCAGACAGCGAGCAAGACAUCAAGCCUCGCUUCCACAAGUCCCGCACCGUCACUCUGCAGCACGAGGGAGGGGAGGGCGAGGAGGGGGAGGACAUAGACGAAGACGAGGAUGAUGAUGACGAUACUCUAUCUGACUGGAACCUACGGAAGUGUUCUGCCGCAGCUCUGGAUGUUCUUGCUAACGUGUUUCGUGAAGAGUUGCUUCCUCAUCUCCUGCCCCUGCUCAAAGGCCUGCUGUUCCACCCUGACUGGGUCAUCAAGGAGUCUGGUAUCCUGGUCCUGGGGGCUAUCGCUGAGGGCUGUAUGCAAGGCAUGGUACCUUACUUGCCGGAGCUCAUCCCUCACCUCAUUCAGUGUUUGUGCGACAAGAAGGCUUUGGUCCGUUCCAUCGCCUGCUGGACUCUCAGCCGCUACGCCCACUGGGUGGUCAGCCAGCCUCCCGACGCUCACCUUAAACCCCUCAUGACGGAGCUGCUUAAGCGCAUCCUUGAUGGCAAUAAGAGGGUACAGGAAGCAGCAUGCAGCGCAUUUGCUACUCUGGAGGAGGAGGCGUGUACAGAGCUGGUGCCUUACCUGAGCUUCAUUCUUGACACCCUAGUUUUUGCUUUUGGGAAGUACCAGCACAAGAACCUGCUUAUUCUCUACGAUGCAAUAGGGACAUUGGCAGACUCAGUGGGACAUCAUCUGAACCAGCCUGAGUACAUCCAGAAGCUGAUGCCUCCGCUGAUAGCAAAGUGGAACGAGCUGAAGGACGAGGACAAAGACCUCUUCCCUCUGCUCGAGUGUCUCUCGUCUGUUGCCACUGCGCUGCAGAGCGGCUUCCUCCCCUACUGCGAGCCCGUUUACCAGCGCUGCGUCACCUUGGUCCAGAAGACGCUGGCCCAGGCCAUGAUGUACAGUCAGCAGCCGGACCAGUACGAAGCGCCGGAUAAAGACUUUAUGAUCGUGGCUCUGGACCUUUUAAGUGGCCUAGCUGAGGGACUGGGGGGCCACGUGGACACUCUUGUUGCCCGCAGUAACAUCAUGACGCUGCUUUUCCAGUGCAUGCAGGAUACGAUGCCUGAAGUUAGACAGAGUUCAUUCGCCCUCCUCGGAGACUUGACCAAGGCCUGCUUCCCUCAUGUCAAACCAUGCAUUGCUGAAUUCAUGCCAAUUCUCGGGACCAAUCUGAACCCAGAGUUCAUCUCUGUCUGUAACAACGCCACCUGGGCUAUAGGAGAGAUAUGCAUGCAGAUGGGAGUGGAGAUGCAGCCGUAUAUUGCAAUGGUUCUGAACCAGCUGGUUGAGAUAAUUAAUCGACCCAACACCCCCAAGACCCUGCUGGAGAACACCGCAAUCACCAUCGGCCGACUGGGCUACGUGUGUCCUCAGGAGGUCGCUCCCAUGCUGCCGCAGUUUAUCCGACCUUGGUGUACAUCUCUGCGAAACAUCCGAGACAACGAGGAGAAAGACUCGGCCUUCCGUGGGAUUUGCAUGAUGAUCGGUGUGAAUCCAGGGGGUGUGGUGCAGGACUUCAUUUUCUUCUGCGAUGCUGUGGCCUCCUGGGUGAAUCCUAAAGACGAUUUGAGAGACAUGUUUUAUAAGAUUCUGCAUGGUUUCAAGGAGCAGGUUGGAGAGGAGAACUGGCAACAGUUCUCAGAGCAGUUCCCCCCACUGCUGAAGGAGAGACUGGCAGCCUGCUACGGCGUUUAGAAUCUCUACACCCACCAAAGAGGUGAGCCAGCAGGAGGAGGGUGAAUGGGAAACUCAUCCAUCUGUGUAUUGCACUGCCCAGAUCUGGGGGGAGGGAGAGGGACGCAAUUGGCCGCUCCCCCUGACGGACGGCCCCCACGCCCUAUGUGUUUGUCCAUAGAGGGAGGGUGGGCGGGUGGGAGGGAGGGACAGAGGGACACCUCUAGAUUAACUAGGCAGGGACCCGACACAGAAAAAAAAACAACAACUAACUGCUAGGGACAGAUAGAGAAGGACAUGUAGGAGAGAUAGAGGGAUAGACAAGUUGGGAAAGAGGGAGGCAGGGAAAGAGUCUGGCACAGAGAAAGUUCAGGGAUAGAGAGGGAGGGAAACCAGUAACAAGCAGGGAAAAAGAGCUACAGAAAGGUCUGUAACUUGGAGAUUUUAAUGGGAUUCUUAAAUUUAAGAGUAACUGAUAGCCUGACUGACAGACUGACCCACACACAGACUCACACAUACACUUGCACAUGCUGUACAUGCAGUACUUGGAACCGACUGAGGGUGGCACUAUUAUUUAGACUUCUUGAGACCUACUACAUGUAGUUAGGGACAGACAAGCAGGUGUCUAAACUCUGUUAAUUUUCUGGGUGAUAUCUUUCUUUUCCGGGGAAUAGGAUUCAACAUAAAUUACUUCAUCUGUAGUUACUGAAUUCUACUUAACUGUGUGAUAGUCGUGCUAUCCUCAUCCAUGUUUCCUAUCUUCAUUUUGGACCAGAGUGCUGCUUCACAGAGCUAUCCAUCUAUCAGACAUAUUCCUGUCACAUUUUCUACCUGAUCAAAAGAGAGAGAAAGAGAGAGAGAGGAAGAAAAUAAGUGUCUUUCCUCGUGGCUUCACAGAAACCAUUCCUGUAGGAAGGGAGGAUUAGGGCUAACACAUUUGUUUUCUCACCAGAGAUGAAGAACAUGAUAAUCACAUCUUUAGUUGUGUCUUUGAAGUUAUGCGUGUGUGUGUGUGUGUGUCUGUGAGUGUGCGCUUGCGUGCAUGUGCAAUUUAUAAAUCCUUUCUUUGGCAUUCUGUGUUUAAGUGCGUGAAAUGUGUAUUGUUUUUGAUAUGGUACCAAGCUAAAACUUGACCCACCGCAGCAUUCUUGGCACCUGUUAACUGUGACCAAGUGUUAGUGUGUUUGUUUGUAUAUUAAGAUUGGGUUUGUUUGUGCAAGAGUGAGUGUGUACAUGUUUGUCGACAUUCGUACUGAAAUCCAUUUGAUGCCAUAUUGAUAUCUUAAGUAAAACAGUGAUUGGCAAUGUCAUUGUGAUCUUUAUAAUGUUUUAAAAAUGGUCCAUAUUCAUUUUUUUUUUUUUUGCUGCUACUGAUAAUUUCUGUUUCUAUAGUGGACUUAAAUUCGCACAAUUAACGCAAAAAAUAUUUGAAUUAACGGUAUUUACAUUGACUUGUUUUUGCACUUUUUAUUUUAUUUUAACUUUUUCUUUUUGUAUGGACUUUUUUUAACCUCACCCAUAUGAUAUGUGUUGACCCUAAUGUUAGUGUUUGUCAUACUGUGUUGCACUGUGAAAUUAAGUGUCUUUGACUGGCAAAAUAUCCCAAUACUAAAUGGCAAAUAAAAACAACUUUGUGAAACUGGGACUAAUCCGCACUUUUACAAUGACUAACUUUGCCAUGUUGCUGAGGUGUCCGUGUGUAUGUGUAUGUGUGCGUGUGCGUGCGUGUGUGUGUGUGUUAGAGAUCCUGCACGUGUGAGAUCAUGCAUGAGUAAGUGCGCAUGAGUACUUUACCUUUAUUUGCCUCUUAGCAUGUUUUGGAUAGUUCAGUGGGGUUCAUUUGAUGCGUGCACAGUAAGGGUGCAAAAUCAAUUGGGAAGGGUUUGUAGCUUACCCCGGUCUACUUUGUGCGCAUGCUCUGUGUCUGCUGUUUUCACUCAGUGUGUUCGAAUGUGUUUGCAGUGGUAUACAUUUGAUGUAUUCAUGUAUUUCCGAGUAAUAUGGAGCCCUUUACACACCAACACCACCUCAAUUCACAUCGAGAACAAAGUAUAGUUAAAAGUUACAACAGCUAGCACACUGCCAAAGAGCAAAUUUAAAACUGGAUAAUAAGUAGAGAUGGGCUGCUAUUCCCAUGUUCAAUAGGUGCAUCAUGAUAACAGACAAGUACAGGCACAGAAGGGCUUUUAAAAAUGUGAUUAGCAAAUGGAUUUCAGCGACCUAUACUUUUAAUUGAUAUUCUGCCAGCAAGCAGACAUUUGAACAAUAAUAGAUGAUGCACUUGAUUUGACCUAGACUGUGACCAUAGAGAUAAUCAAAUCAAUUUCUAAUCAUCUCAAGUACAAGACAAUCUGAACUCAGUCAAGUUUUUCCACUCCUGGUUUGAAGCUUGUAUGUGAGAAUUUUUUAGUUGCUUCGUUUUUAGUCUUUUUUUGUGUGUAACUGUUGUCAUAGUUUCACAAAAGUUUUUUUUUUUUUUUUAGUGUUCGAGGGAUCAAUGUACAAUUUCUUUGGUUGAUUCUGUCGUAUUGAUGGAUCAUGAACAUUUGAAGGAGUAGAAGUGUGCUACUUUUAAAUAGGUGUAAAAAUUCCAGUAGGCACAAAGAAGGGAGGAUUUUUUUUUCUAAAUUCUGUUUCUGUAAUAAAAAGCAUGAUAUUUGUUCCAUGAUAUUGGCGGAAAUACUUUUGGUACCUUGUUUCUGUGGCUUACUUCAGCCAGUCAUCUAAACUUUUAUAAUGGUGGGAAAGAAAAUAAAAUGCUCUGAGUCAAUUGUA
This is a messenger RNA of Labrus mixtus (cuckoo wrasse), 5630 nucleotides long. RefSeq names its product transportin 2b (gene tnpo2b). Gene Ontology annotation, molecular function: small GTPase binding; nuclear import signal receptor activity. The record is from RefSeq and is a predicted model, not a curated record. The transcript has 24 exons. Gene Ontology annotation, cellular component: cytoplasm; nucleus. NCBI's taxonomy places the organism in Eukaryota, Metazoa, Chordata, Actinopteri, Labriformes, Labridae. Bases 207 to 2876 code for a protein of 889 amino acids. Gene Ontology annotation, biological process: protein import into nucleus.